Salmo salar (Atlantic salmon) is the source of this 1865-nucleotide messenger RNA. RefSeq names its product ADP-ribosylarginine hydrolase (gene adprh). NCBI's taxonomy places the organism in Eukaryota, Metazoa, Chordata, Actinopteri, Salmoniformes, Salmonidae. The record is from RefSeq and is a predicted model, not a curated record.
UAGACCUGGCAACCUUGAUCGUGUUUAUUCUCCGGCACACUUGCUGAAAAUCUGUAAACUCAUUUGCAAAGAUAGUGGUCCCCGAGACGGAGAACAUAUAACAUUCAAUAUUUAAAUCGGCUACUAGGCCUACCCGUCUAAUAUAUUUUGUCAAUAUAGGAUUUCUGUCUUUAAAAACGGCGAAGGAGUGAACAAGAACCUGAGGUAGUAGGACACAGACUACAUCUAUAAAUAGUUUUAUUAUUUACACACAAUUUGGGAGUUUGGAGCCGCGGUCUAAACUUAAGUUUGUCGCUGCCUCUAAAGCGCGAUCUCUGGAAGACGUGUCGCAAUGGACCGGCCUGCCACCCUCCAGGACUACAAGGCUGCCAUGCUGCUGAGUGGGGUUGGCGAUGCCCUGGGCUACCGCAACCAGCUGUGGGAGUAUAACGAUUCAGGGCCAGCCAUUCACCAGGAGUUGCAAGAGCUUGGUGGGCUGAAGAACAUCACAGCACAGCUUCCUGAUUGGCCAGUCAGCGAUGACACAGUCUUGCACCUGGCCACUGCAGAAGCGCUCGCCACCGGAAAGGAAGGGGAGGAGCUUCUGCAGGAUGUGGCAGCUCGUUAUGUCGAGGGCAUGAAAGACAUGGAAGGAAGGAAACCAGGGCCAUCAAGCAUCUUAGGAGUGUCCCAGUUGAGGCCGGGAACUGAAGGGGGCUUCAGAGUGCCCUACAACCCUGAUGGCACCGGAUGUGGGGCAGCCAUGAGGUCUAUGUGCAUCGGUCUGAGGUACCCGUGGCCAGAGCAGCUGUCCACUCUGGUGGCCAUUGCUGUGGAAACAGGAAGGAUGACCCACCCUCACCCGACCGGUUUCCUCGGUGCUGUGGCGUCGGCGCUCUUCACCUCAUACGCCGUCCAGCGCCGACCUAUCACGACCUGGGGGCUGGGCCUGGUCAAGGAGGCCUGUCCAAUCUCCAAGAGCUUUGUUCAAUCGCAGGGCUUUGCUGUCAGGGAGACUGAGAGAGACUGGGGCUACUUCACUGAGAAGUGGGAUUGGUACCUGGAGCUGAGAGGCCUCUCCGAGAGGACGGGCCCCGUGCUUUGGCCGGCGUCCUAUGGGCCGGCGGAGAGAGACAAGGUCUAUAAGAGCUUCAGCCUGAAGGGCUGGGCGGGCCGCAGCGGCCACGACGCUCCAAUGAUCGCCCUGGAUGCCCUGCUUGGGGCGGGGUCAGACUGGGAGGAGCUGAUGAGCCGCGGGGGCUUCCAUGGAGGUGACAGUGACAGUACGGCGGUGAUCGCCUGCUGCUGCUGGGGGCUGCUCCAUGGCACGGAGGGCGUCCCGCCCGGCAACUACACCCACCUGGAGUACAGGGAGCGGCUGGAGAGCAGCGCUGAAAAGCUCUACGCCCUAUCACACACAGGAGGUGACAAGUACGAUUCAUAAAGGACUGAGGGGGAGACGAAGAGAGAAAAUGUGUGAGAGAAACUGUGUGAGUGAGAGAAUGAGAUUCUUUAAUGUUUUACGUAGAUGCCUGGAGAGAAUGGUUCCGUCCCACUGACCAAGAGCAAGGUUGCAUCCCAAAUAGAACUCUAUUCCCUAUGGGCUCUGUUCAAAAGUAGGGCAUUAUAUGUAGGGAAUAGGGUUCCAUUUGGGACACAUAUCAAAUCUACACCCAAGUACAAUGAGGAGGAUUCAGUCAUACAAGAGGCUUCCCCCUAUUGAGCAUUGACAAUACAUGAUAAAUUAAGGGAGUACAGUGCAUUCUGAAAGUAUUCAGACCCCUUGACUUUUUCCACAUUUUGUUACGUUACAGCCUUAUUCUGAAAUUGAUUAUUUUCAUAAUUAAUCUACACACAAUACCCCAUAAUGACAAAGAAAUGUUUGC